UCUCUGCUCGCGUAAUACCUCGAAUGAACGUAUCGAGAUCGAGAAUAUCUAUAUAUACUUAACCAGAAGCCAGAAGUGCAGAAGCUGCUCAUUGCGAGUAUAGAGCGGUACGUGUGUCGGGGCGAACUAGUGAACUAUACUCCUCGCGUAAUCGGGUGCCGUCGCAUGCGGUGUCAGAGCGAAGAUCUACUUGCUCCGGGCUACACGACGAUCAAGAUUAUAAUGGAAAAAGAUGAGCCGUUGUGGUCAAAAAUUGCGUGUCGAACGUUGAUGAACGUCGUUACUCAUCCCUUCGACUACGCGAAAGUUUUAAUUCAGAUCGGAUACGAGCCCAUCGAGCCCAGGCCCACGACCACCUUGUUCGGAAAACCGGCACUGGGCCUGCCGAACAUUUUUCAGUAUGUUAGAUAUAUAAAAAAUGUAGACGGCCUCUCUGGAUGUUACCGUGGCCUCGUACCAAAGCUAUGUGCACAUACAAUUUGUGCUGUUGCUUUUGACAAAAGCGUCAAGUCAAUUGAGUUUGAGGAUGAACCGGAUAGCAGUGUACCAAUUGAUGAUUUAGAGGAUAGUGAAAGAGAUAAGAGAUAUGUGCAGGAAUUCUUCAAGGUUCUGAUAGCAAGAACAGUAGGGAUUAUUCUUAGUCAUCCAUUUGAUGUUAUAUCUGUAAGAAUGAUGGCACAGUUUGUCGGAGGAGAAACAAAAUAUGUUACACUGGUAGGUUCCAUUGCAGAGAUUUAUAGAGAAAAUGGAGUUUCGGGUUUCUUUGCUGGAAUUGUUCCAAGACUCAUAGCUAAUGCUACGACAUUAGCAAUAGUUAGUACUUCAACUUAUGUGAUUAACAAAUACUUUAUUCAAGAUAGAGAAUUAAGGACUUUCACUUCAGCUACUAUGACAUUCCUAGCGUCAACAGUCACCUAUCCUUUCUUGGUUGUUUCUCAAUGUAUGGCCGUAAACAACUGCGGUUUGACUGCCGGUGAGCCGCCUAUGAUGCCAAUCUAUAUAGACUGGAUGGAUUGUUGGAGACACCUAUCCAAUACCAGACAGCUGAAGCGUGGAAGUAGCUUGCUUUGGCGAUAUUAUACAGGUCCUCAGCUUCUGAUCAAUGGCCGAGCCAUAGUUGACAAAUCACGUCUCUACUUCAAAACGAUCGAGUAAAAAAUAACUACUACCUACUUGCAAUCGCUGCCGGUGUACGUUCUCAAGUUGAAAAAUAUUCAUUUACAUGCCACCAUAAUUUAGAUCAAAUGCAUUUAAAUAAUCGCAUUAGAGAAAAUCCAGGUGUGCAGUUUACUAAAAUCAAAGAAAAAGGCGAGAGAUGGGAUAAUGCUCCGUACAUUUGUUUUGAUGAAUUGUGGAUGCUGUUGAUGUAAAUACUGUGUAAUCGAGUAGCUUUUGAAAAGUAACUCGAGUUCUCAACAAAACUUCAAUUUUCUUCGUGUUUCUUGAUGAGUAAAUAAUGAAAUUAAUACUUACAAUUGAAUAUUUUAUGAUUGUGAUGUUGAAAUUAUGUUGAACACUUUAAAUUCUCUUAUAUACUUUUUCUCGGCGAUAGGUGACAAUAAAAUUUUUGUUUUUAUGUUUGUAAAAUACUUUUACUGGCUGUUUGGACAACAACUCAUGCAUUAGUUGACCUUGCACUAGUUUCUUUUCUUGUAGCGUGAAAAGGAAAACAAAAAGUUUAUUAAUACGAGUAUAGGUCGACGGUGUUUUUUGUUUUUAUUAAGCAUUGUUUUUUUUUUAAAUUAUUUGUACAUUAAUUUACAUGUCGUUAAUUAAACUUGAAGCUAUAAAUCGUGCUUCGCAUUGAACAGCGAACUGUAGAAAAUUCAAGCCAGUUUAUUUUACAAAUAUGGUUUGGUACACCAAUUCAAAAACAAAAUUGCAGAUGAAUUUUGUACUCAAAUAAAUAAUAAUCAAGACUUUUGUUUCCCAACAGGAUGAAAAUCUUUAUUUUCUAUUUACCAGCAAUAAUUCAGUUGUCUCUUUAUUUUUUUAGGACAUUACAUAUACAUAUACAUAUUUAUAUAUAGAUCAUCAUUCGUAAAAUAUUCUCUAUCGUUGCAAUGUGUAAAGAUAUACAGAGUGCGUUGGUUAACAAUUUUCGAUUUUUUUCUCUUUUUUUAACCGCCAACCGCCUGUCCUGAAAGAUUAAAGUUAUACAUAGGUAA
Molecule: messenger RNA, 2168 nt
Organism: Nasonia vitripennis (jewel wasp)
Lineage: Eukaryota; Metazoa; Arthropoda; Insecta; Hymenoptera; Pteromalidae
Product: mitochondrial carrier homolog 2
Exons: 7
Coding region: 166-1155 (329 amino acids)
Source: RefSeq, a predicted model, not a curated record